Molecule: messenger RNA, 612 nt
Organism: Stereum hirsutum FP-91666 SS1
Lineage: Eukaryota; Fungi; Basidiomycota; Agaricomycetes; Russulales; Stereaceae
Exons: 1
Source: RefSeq, a predicted model, not a curated record
CUAGGAUGGUCCGAACGACGAGCAACGCAAGCCGCUCAAAAACUUCCUGAGGACUGGGAGGACAAGUGCGAGAAGGCGUUCCUACGUAUGGCAUGGACGAUCAAAGAAGAAGACGUGCCGUCAGCGCUUAUCGUUAACAGCGACCAAACCCAGCUGGUCUAUGCGCAGGGAGCAAAACUUACCUGGACGAAAACGGGAUCUUCACAGGUCAAGACGAUUGGCGAGGACGAGAAACGCGCGUUCACUGUCGUCGUGUCGCUCUCCAACGAUGGAGAGAUGCUUCCGUUCCAGUCCAUCUACACCGGACAGACAACGAAAGUCUGCCCUGAGAAAUCAGCGCCUCACUUCGAAGAUGCCACCAAAGCCGGUUUCCGCUUCGAACCUUCGAAAACGAAAACGUACUGGUCGAAUCAACGUACCAUGCGGUCCUUUGUCGACGACAUCAUUGCACCGUACUUCGAGCGCAGGAAGAAGGAGCUCGGGCUUCCGGAUACCCAGAAAUCGAUCUGGCUCAUCGACGUGUGGUCAGUGCAUCGUUCUGAGGAAUUUCGAAACUGGAUGAAGAAUACCCACCCGACCAUCAUCGUUCUCUUCGUUCCUGGCGGAUGUACC